Messenger RNA from Thunnus maccoyii (southern bluefin tuna), 2658 nucleotides. It is a transcript of the gene tm9sf4, whose product is annotated as transmembrane 9 superfamily protein member 4. Bases 49 to 1983 code for a protein of 644 amino acids. Gene Ontology annotation, biological process: protein localization to membrane. NCBI's taxonomy places the organism in Eukaryota, Metazoa, Chordata, Actinopteri, Scombriformes, Scombridae. The transcript has 18 exons. The record is from RefSeq and is a predicted model, not a curated record. Gene Ontology annotation, cellular component: membrane.
GAAAAACACACAGUACUUUCCUGACGUCACGAAUGACACGUAUUCAAAAUGGCGGCCGCGGUUAUGGAGACGUGGUGGGCCUUGCUGCUGCUGUCCUUGUUGCCUAUAGUGCGGCCCUUCUAUGUUCCUGGAGUCGCUCCCCGAGACUUCCAUGAGGGUGAAACAGUAGAUAUUAAGGCAGUGAAGCUGACCAGCUCCCGAACCCAACUUCCUUAUGAAUACUACUCCCUGCCUUACUGUAUGCCAGAUUCUGUUUUCUACAAGGGAGAGAACCUGGGUGAGGUGUUACGUGGGGACCGUAUUGUGAAUACCCUCUACAAUGUAGAGAUGAAUAAGGACAAGAAAUGUGAGAUGGUGUGCAACAAGAAAAAGCUCAGCAUAGAAGAGAGCAAGCUGGUUGCUGAGCGAAUACAGGAAGAGUAUUAUGUUCACCUUAUUGCAGAUAACCUGCCAGUUGCCACCAGAUUAGAGUUUUACCCCAACAGAGAGGCAGGAGGAGAAGAGGAGCAGAGGAAAGACGUUGUGAAAGAUAUACAGUUUGAACAUGGCUACAGACUGGGCUUUGUUGACAACAACAAGUUUUAUCUGCACAACCACUUGUCCUUCAUCCUGUACUUUCACAGGGAGAAGCUGGAGCAGGGAGAAAUCCACGACUACAGGGUGGUGCGAUUUGAGGUCGUACCCCAAAGUGUAAAAGUAGAUGAUCUGAAGGCUGUGGAAAAAGACAAGACUUGCACCUUGCCUGAGGCCAGUGGCUCUGCCCCUCAGGAGAUUGAUCCAAACAAGGAGAAUGAGGUCCUCUUCACCUACUCUGUUCACUGGGAGGAGAGCGAGGUGAAGUGGGCGUCUCGAUGGGACACGUACCUGACCAUGAGCGAUGUCCAGAUUCACUGGUUCUCCAUUGUCAACUCUGUGGUAGUUGUCUUCUUCCUGUCUGGUAUUCUCAGUAUGAUCAUUAUCAGGACCUUACGGAAGGACAUCGCUAACUACAACAGAGAGGAUGACAUAGAGGACACCAUGGAGGAAUCAGGAUGGAAAAACGUCCAUGGUGACGUCUUCAGGCCGCCUCAGUAUCCCAUGAUCCUCAGCUCCCUGCUGGGCUCAGGGAUUCAGCUCUUUUGCAUGAUCCUCAUUGUCAUCUUUGUUGCCAUGUUGGGCAUGUUGUCUCCGUCCAGUAGAGGAGCCUUGAUGACUACUGCAUGCUUCCUGUUCAUGUUCAUGGGUGUAUUUGGUGGCUACUUUGCUGGCAGACUGUACCGCACGCUGAAAGGCCAUCGGUGGAGGAAAGGAGCAUUUUGUACAGCAACUUUGUAUCCUGCAGUGGUUUUUGGAAUCUGCUUCAUCCUCAACUGUUUCAUCUGGGGGGAACAUUCCUCUGGGGCGGUUCCCUUCACAACAAUGUUGGCCCUGCUGUGUAUGUGGUUCGGUAUCUCCAUGCCCUUGGUCUACCUGGGCUACUACUUUGGUUUCCGCAAGCAGCCAUAUGACAACCCCGUACGCACCAACCAGAUCCCUCGGCAGGUCCCCGAGCAGCGCUGGUACAUGAACAAGUUUGUAGGAAUCCUGAUGGCUGGGAUCCUGCCAUUUGGUGCCAUGUUCAUUGAGCUCUUCUUCAUUUUUAGCGCCAUCUGGGAGAAUCAGUUCUAUUACCUCUUUGGCUUCCUGUUUCUGGUCUUCAUCAUCUUGGUGGUCUCCUGCUCUCAGAUCAGCAUCGUCAUGGUUUAUUUCCAGCUGUGUGCAGAGGACUACAGGUGGUGGUGGAGAACUUUCCUGGUGUCAGGAGGCUCAGCAUUCUACGUCCUUAUUUACGCUAUCUUCUAUUUUGUCAAUAAGCUGGACAUUGUUGAGUUCAUCCCCUCCCUCUUGUACUUCGGCUACACGACUCUGAUGGUCCUGUCGUUCUGGCUGCUAACAGGCACAAUUGGUUUCUAUGCAGCCUACAUGUUCAUCAGGAAAAUCUACGCCGCAGUCAAGAUCGACUGAGUCAUUGUCGCUGCUGUUCUUGUUGUUUUUCAUCACAUUCUUUUUUUUUUUUUUUUUUUUUUAAUAUAUAUAUUUUUUACUCUUUAUGUCCAACAAGCACUGGCUUGAGUGUCGGGGGGGAUUUUUACAGUGCAACAGCCCACCCACUGGCCUCAUGAGGACGAACAGCAAGUGUCUUUCUCCCCCUCCCCCUCGCCUCUUCCCCCCCUCCUCUUACCAGGACAGAGACACAGGGGUAGUUUUCCUCUGAUGGGACAGUUUAUGUCUUCUGCUGUUUCAUCUUGCACACAACACAGUGGGCCAAAGCUUGUCAAACAACGGUUUCUGCACAUUUUGUCUUUUCAUUUAUGUUUUGAGUCUAACUUAUCCAGGUUUUCAUUUUUGUCAUCACAAGAUUUAUUUCGGACUUAAUUUCUCUUGAUCACACUUCUUGGGAGAUUUUUUUUUUCAUCUUAUUUCCUUUCAGAAAUUUUGCCUUUACUCUUUUCAUUGUCUCUGUUUUCAAAUGUCACUUUUGUUUCAUUUCAGAGACUUUACAGAUCAGGGAAGGACUGGGGAGUCUAACUGUGGCUAUGGUGUUAAGUUUGUUUUGUUAACUGAUAUGGGUGAAAUUAUGCUGGAAAGCUCUACAUUGUAACACAAGAAAGGAUAAAUUAAAUGUUCUAUGAUUUUUUA